Messenger RNA from Meloidogyne enterolobii, 1254 nucleotides. The record is from the annotation of a GenBank genome assembly. Lineage: Eukaryota; Metazoa; Nematoda; Chromadorea; Rhabditida; Meloidogynidae.
AUGAGAUUUUCUUUAUUUUUAUUGAUACGAGGUGCGCUAAAAGCUAAUGAUUAUAUACUUACAAAGGAUUUUAUAAAACUUUCUGUUCAUUCUGGGACUGGAGGAAAUGGGAUUUUGAGAUAUAAUGGAAUUGGUGGAAAUGGGGGAUCUGUUUUUGUUAGAGCAAAUGAUAAAGUUACUUUUGAAGAAUUUUGUGAACAAUUUGAGGAACGUCCAGAAUUAAAAGCUGAACAUGGCCAGCAUUCUAAACAAACAAAAUUAAUUGGAAAAAAUGGAAAAGAUUCUGUUAGUUUUUUUAAAAGAAAAUAUAAUUUAAAAAAUAAAUUAUUUUUGGUUGUUGAUGUGCCAUUAGGUGUGGAAAUUAUUAAUCAAGAACACAAUAAACUUUUGGCUCGAUGCUCAGGGAACAAACAAAGAUAUUUAUUGGCAAGAGGUGGGAAGGGUGGCUGUGCAGAUAAUGAUUACAGAGGUAAAAUUGGUGAACAUUUAGAUGUAAGUAUUCAUGUCAAAUUACGCCCAAAUAUUGGUUUAAUUGGCUAUCCAAAUGCUGGAAAAUCAACAUUAUUAAAAUCUCUAAUACCUAGCGGGCCUAAUAUUCAAAUAGCCUCUUAUCCAUUUACAACAGAAAAACCACAAAAUUCCUCCAAAGAAUUGAGAAUUUUACAACCUCUCGAAAAUACUCAAAAACAUUCUGUUAAACCAUUUCACGUUUCUCUUUCAAUUGCUGAUUUACCUGGGAUUGUUAAAGGAGCUUCACAAAAUUUAUAUAACGGAUUAAGCUGUUUAAAACAUUUGGAAUAUUCGGAAAUAAUUUUGAUGGUUGUGGAUGUUCAUGGAUUUAGACUUGAAUUAAAUGAUAAAUUAAUAACUCCACUUGAAACAAUUGCUUUAUUAAAUCGAGAAAUGGAGGAAUAUGACCGUAAAAUGAUACGUAAACCAAUUGUUUUGCUUUUAAACAAAAUUGAUGUUGAAAACGGGGAAGAGAUUUCCCAACAAUUAAUAGAACAUUUCAUUGGCCCAGCUUAUAAUACUUCAAAUUGGACAAAAUCCCUUCCUCAAGACAUUAAACCAAAAUUUCCAAUUAAUUUUAAAUCUGUCCAUGCAAUUAGUGCACAAAAUGGACAACUUGGAAAUUUACGUGAAAUUAUUGGAUCUAUUUAUUCAAAAUUACAUCCUUUAAAUAAACAAAAAUUUGAAGAAGAUGAAUUGGAAGAAAAAAGAAGAAGAAAAAUUGGUAAUAAAAAAUUGUUAUAA